Messenger RNA from Megalobrama amblycephala (Wuchang bream), 2520 nucleotides. RefSeq names its product cylicin-2-like. The record is from RefSeq and is a predicted model, not a curated record. NCBI's taxonomy places the organism in Eukaryota, Metazoa, Chordata, Actinopteri, Cypriniformes, Xenocyprididae. The transcript has 17 exons. Bases 136 to 1656 code for a protein of 506 amino acids.
AGAAGGACAAACUCCAGGUGUAGCAGCUAAAAACAGUGUGCCUGUUAAAGAUGGAGUUUAUUAAAGAGGAGGAAGACGUGAGUGAUCCAGAACCAUCCAGAAUAAAAGAUGAAGAAACUGAGGAACAAAUAGGCAAUGGUAUACGCACGGGCUGUUUGGGUGGAGAAUGGGAAGCAGAUGGAAGGAGUUUUGCCAUUGAACUGGAUUGACACAGAGACCAAAGUGGUGCGAUGGCCUCUAAAAAACGUGUCUGUGGCACAUAAGCGCCUUUUACAACCACAAGAGGACUGGUUAAGCUUUGAAUUUGUUAAAGUCAAAGUCACAUCAGUAAGCCGACAGGAGUGUGAAAAAUAUAAUUACACCUCAGCUCAAACCGAAGAGGAGGACACAGUCAGUCAAAAGAGAAUGAAGAAAAGAAGGAAAUUUGAAGAUUAUGUUCAAGGGUCAGAUUUGUCUCCUGAGGAGGAUGAGUCCUUGCCAGACAAGAAAAAGGAGGAUACAGUGUUGCUUCCGGUUCCUCCGCCAAAGGGACAAAAUGCAAUGCUGCUCGAGUUACCUGCACCCCCAGAACUGGCUAACACCACCAUUAGACAACCAGAGAGUCCUGCAUCUUCAGACAUUUCUGGAUGUUCUUGUCCAACGCAUCACCGUUCACCCACAAGGUCUGAAUCCUUAGAAGCAUUUAGUCCAGAGUCAGCCAGGUCUAGGCUUUCACGCACACCUCAGCGUGGAGUUCGAAAGCCAUCACAGUCCGGGAGCAGAAAAAGUCGGGCGUCCUCAUCCAGAUCUAUGGGUUCUUGCACACCUCAGCGUGGAGUUCGAAAGCCAUCACAGUCCGGGAGCAGAAAGAGUCGGGCGUCCUCAUCCAGAUCUAGGCGUUCUCGCACACCUCAGCGUGGAGUUCAAAAGCCAUCACAGUCCGGGAGCAGAAAGAGUCGGGCGUCCUCAUCCAGAUCUAUGGGUUCUCGCACACCUCAGCGUGGAGUUCGAAAGCCAUCACAGUCCGGGAGCAGAAAGAGUCGGGCGUCCUCAUCCAGAUCUAGGCGUUCUCGCACACCUCAGCGUGGAGUUCGAAAGCCAUCACAGUCCGGGAGCAGAAAAGGUCGGGCGUCCUCAUCCAGAUCUAGGCGUUCUCGCACACCUCAGCGUGGCGUUCAAAUGCCAUCACAGUCCGAGAGAGGCUUAUUCCCCAUGUCUCAAGCUAAAUACCAGAAGUCAGUGCUUGGAAAGCUAGUUGAACUUCUUGAUGAGAUAAAAAGAGUCGGAAGGCACUAUGAGCCGCUGAAUUCUGCUGUCCAUGUUGCUAGGCUAGAAACCUUUGAAGAUUUUGCUGAAGAAGAGGCACGUCUCAAGGAACGCAACCUCUGGGAACAAAGGGUGUCCCAGCUCUCAAAGGUGGGAGGGAGGAAUAACAAAGACUGCGUCCAUAAAGUAAUGGACAGGCUUUUCACCAACAGCCUAAUGGCUACUUUCAACAUGAAGGGGCGGGGUCGCAGUGAGAAAAAAGCCUUCCAGGAUACCGUUCUUUACUCUGUGGUAAAAGCCGCAGUAAUGAAGUGGAGUAAAACAGCCACAGAAGUGGAAAUCAGGGCUGCCAUGGCUGAGACACUUAAACAUGCUCCAGGGAGAGCUGGAGGUGGAGGUCGCAAAGUGUGACCAUUUAGUGUACAUUUCUUUCUUAGAGUUGUGUUUUGUUGACUGUUGGAAAGUGAACUGUGUUGUGUUGGUUACUGGACCAACCUAUGUUUAUUGCACUGACUCUAAUGUGAAAUCUGUGUUGGUUAUUUGACUGUUUGCACUAUUUAAAAUGUGCUGUUUUAAUAAAGUUAUUAUAAGCUAACCCUUUAAAGCUUUGUUUCAUUCAUAUGUUAAUAUAAAAUGUUAUUUGGCAUGUUAAUGUGGACUUGAGAAUUGACAAUAGGCAUUUAGUAAACGUUAAAGAUUGACCUGUUUUCAACGUUGAAAAGUUGGACAAAUUUGACGUCUUUUCAAUUUUCAUUUUCAACCUUCAGUGGACUGUAAUUAGACGUUGAAGGUUUACGUCUAUUCAACGUCUAAUAGACGACUUUUUGCUAGCUGGGUAGCAUCCACAAAAUACAUGCCAUACUUACGUGUGUCACAGACACGUCAGGCUCCAGCAUUCACCAAUAACAGCGCACACCUUCCCCACCACCUGCAUCUCAUCAGCGCACUCAUCACCAGCACUACUUAAAGACACUCACACACACAGUCACAUUGUCCGGUCUCAUUUGCAUCAAGGAACUUACUUCUAUGCUUACCUCAAGGACUUCCAUUGCGACUUACCUGUCUCCUGUGUCUCUGUACAACCUCCUGUACUCCAAGUCUGUGUGUGAGUGUCAUCCGCCAGCAUUGUCUCCAGUCUGCUACUGCCUCCAACCUGCAAACCACAAAGGACAGUAUUAUCUCUCAUUCAUUCAUCAUUCACUUCUACAACCACCAUCUACUCACCUGUUGUCCCUGUAACCUCUGCUUGUGUCCAAUAAACUACCUGAACUGUUA